GUUAAAACCUAGGGGUAGGCGUGCGUUGGAUCCACCAGCGACGCAAGGAGGAGCUGGUGACCAUCCCCCAGGAGUUCGGGCUAGAAAAGAAAGUGCGUGUGGAAGAGCUGCGUAGGCGGCUGUCUACCUACGUGCAGGAGGGUUACCAUUCGCCUGAGAUCUGGGCUCGUCUCGCCGAGCUGGAGUCUCAAUUCGCAGAAACGUUGGAAGCGCUACCCGUCUGACGUGGCUGGACGACCGCGCCAAAAGUCGGAGCCUGACCUUAGGAGCUCGCAAUUAUAUGGGCUUCCGCAGCCGUCUAUCCCUGGUGUGGCCGUCACGGGGGUGGAAGAGGCUUCCGAUCCCGAGGAAAACGGGGAUCGCCGAGGCACCACGAUCAACGGGGGUAUGGGGCGGAACCCGACGGACCCUUAUGACGUCCCCUACGCUCCCCAACAAUAUUCUCGGCCGGAGGUUAGGCCUUUCUCAAACGUUCCGGAACAAGUUCGGAAGUGGGGCAUGAGAUACGAUGGCCGCUCCGACACCCUUGGGUUCUUGGAGGACCUAAAGGAACGAGCCAUUACGUAUGGUAUAGCCCUCGAUAGAUUGCCAGGGGUAAUGAGCGAGGUGUUUUUCGACAGGGCCUUGGUGGUUCUUGAGCAGCGGGCUUAGAGAUGUGCCAUGGUCGGUGUUCAGGAGGAGUUUCUUGGAGUUCUUCCUACCCCCACGCUACUUCGAAAGGCUUGAGGACGAGAUCCGGUCCCGCAGGCAACGCGUGGGGGAGGAGUUCAAGGAGUACCUGAUAGAGCUGAGAGCUCUGAUGCACCACGCCAGGUACGAGCCGGUGCAGGAGUUGCACCGGAUCUACCAAAACGCUGCUUCCGAAUACAAACUCUACGUGCGGCAGCAAGAUUUCUCCACGCUGACACAGCUGAACCAGCUGGCAGUGGAGUAUGAAACGGUGAUGAGACAGCGAGCGGAAUAUUCCGGAAGCAGGGCAGGGAGUCAGGUGGUCGCGAGCUCAAGUAGCGCGGAGUGGGAAAGGACGGUACAGCCCCCGGGCGGACACCUUAAUCCAUUCCGGACUACUCCCACAUCGGAUCCGGAGCGACUCUUUGUGGAUAGACAAGCCCUCGCCCCGCCGGCGACGGAUCCUGCGCAAGUGGCUCAUCGAAUGAUGAACCAAGAGGCCGGAACCGGGUAUGAUCCGCGACGAGCAUGUCCCAGGUGCGCACAGGAGGGGCACUAUGCCAGGGAAUGUCCCAAUGCACCCGUUUUGUUUUGUUGGGUAUGUGGGCACCGGGGCAGAAGUAUUCAGGAUUGUUGUCGCCGCACGGAGGCGUGAAACGGGAACGGCGUCGCCCAGGCAAGGGUCGGGUCGACGCCAACACAUACGGGACGCGGUAGUAGUACACCCGCUUAAGGUGGAGGGCGGCCGGAU
Molecule: messenger RNA, 1420 nt
Organism: Drosophila virilis
Lineage: Eukaryota; Metazoa; Arthropoda; Insecta; Diptera; Drosophilidae
Source: RefSeq, a predicted model, not a curated record